Molecule: messenger RNA, 1952 nt
Organism: Kockovaella imperatae
Lineage: Eukaryota; Fungi; Basidiomycota; Tremellomycetes; Tremellales; Cuniculitremaceae
Exons: 11
Coding region: 65-1873 (602 amino acids)
Biological process (GO): regulation of DNA-templated transcription
Molecular function (GO): DNA-binding transcription factor activity
Source: RefSeq, a predicted model, not a curated record
UCAUCUCUCUCUUGUCCAUACAUUUUACUCACACCACACAGAGUUGACAGAGGUGUGCUACAGGAUGCCUUCGAGAAGGCAGUCGACAUUAGAAAUGGACGAUGAUGACCCGUUGUCUGGAAUGGGUGAGGACGAUGGGAUUGAAGGCAAUAUCAAGGGGUCUGCGUCCAGCGAACAGAGAAAGCGUCAGAACCGGGCAGCUCAGAGAGAGUUUCGUAUGCGAAAGCAGCAAUAUGUCCGCGAUCUCGAAGCCCGAGUCGAAGUUCUCUCCGGAGACAAGGAAGAGCGCGUGGAACUCAUGGUCCUAUUGAUUCGAAAUCUCCUCAAGGAAAACAAGGAUCUCCGAGACAUGGUUAAGAAUAUGGCCUCAUUUGUCGGAGAAGGUCUGGGAUCCUGUCUUCCCCGUCUCGGUCUAUCGGCUCCCCAGCUCGAUGCGAUCCUGAACCGAGCCGACACAGAUACCGCCUACGACGCGUUCAUUGCUCUCAAGGCGUCCAAAGAAUUGGAAGAAGCUAAUCCCGGGAUCCCGCUGGGUCUCGUAAGGAAGCGGGAGGGGAACCCCUCGGGAUCAGCGGCGAAACGUAAACGGUCCUCGGUCAUUGACCAGGAAGGUGGUCCACCGACUGGAGACAGUGGUGGGGUGUCCAAUCGCGAUGAGCCGCCUCGCGGAUCAUCUUCCUCGGUGCCUCCUGCUGGCCACAAGGAUACACCUGAAGAUGUCAAGCCAUCUAGCGACGCGAUCAACAUGCCCGGCCCUUACUCUUACCUCUUUCCCGAUCUCGAAGCGUUCGCUGCGAAUCCUGCUCAGCCGAUGAACGGUCUAGGGUUGAUGCCUGGCCAGCCUCAGACACCGUUCGCCGCUCCAUUCCCCCUGACUCCCGGCUAUUUCAGCACGUUCCCUCUCGGUGCAGGUACAGGAAUGACUCCGUUCGCAUCGCAAUUCGGUCUCGGAAAUUACAUGGCUCCAGCGGCUUUUGCCAAUCAAAUAGGAUCCAUGCCUGGUCCUUCGGCUCUGCCCAGUGUACCGUCGGCAGCAGAUUACCUGACUGGAUUUGGUCUGACCUUGCCACCAGCUCAACCCAUGUCUGCAUUUGCAGGAGGAGCCAGACCUGAUGGAGGCGAUUAUGCCGCUCGACAUCCACCAGAACCGCCCGCCACGGAACUAUCUCGGACUUCUUCUGGCAACACUCCUAUCAGAUCUACUACAAAUACCCCACAGCAGACUAAACCUCAACCAUCUGCACCUGCGAAACCACCCGGUAUGGCAGAAGAAAUGGACCGACAGAGACGAUUACGAGAGGCCGUGGCGAAGAUCAGCGCUGCGAGUUCUAAAAGAGGUCAACAGGAUACAGAAUUCACCCCUGCGGAAAUUGUCGAGAGAGCGUGUAUCCAUGCAGAGGUUCAAAAGGUCAUGCGGGAGUCUCACAUGGACGACAGGACGACGGAAGCGUUUAGACUGACUGCAUAUCACUUGUUCAACUAUCGUUUGAAUCAUUCCUAUGUAUUGCCACCCUCUUUGACACCGACUCCCAUCCAGCGCACAAUCCCUCAUGAGUAUGUCAUUGACGGGAUGAUCUACCCAACGUUGCGUGAUCGGAUGAUUCUGCUUCGGGGCCAAUACGAUCUCGUCUCUGCUUUGACCGAUAUCGUCCUACAAACCCGAGUUCAUGGAGACGAUGUCUUGAAUCAUGAGUAUUGGGAAAUCGGGGAAGAAUGGCUGAGAAAAUACUCAUUCCUCGUCGACGACACCAUCCUUGAUAUAUGCAACAAGUGGAGAAAAAAGCGUGGAGACCCUCCUGUCAUCCUGUCGUCUGAAAGUCAGCACCCUUCUGAAGCUGUGAAUUCUAGUUGGCAACAUACUAUCAAGUCGUGACGGCCUCAUUUGGCCGAACUUGUACCCCAUCUUCUGUGUCUGCGGCCUUAUGUAUCGCUAUUGCAUGGUGUGUCAGCCU